This is a messenger RNA of Miscanthus lutarioriparius, 423 nucleotides long. NCBI's taxonomy places the organism in Eukaryota, Viridiplantae, Streptophyta, Magnoliopsida, Poales, Poaceae. The record is from the annotation of a GenBank genome assembly.
AUGGCACUCGAAUCGGCCGGUGGCGGCGUUGGCGGAGCGAAGAGGCGGCGGGUGGAUGAGCAAGGGCGCCAGCGCAUGCAAGUGGUGGCGGGGCCAGAGUCCGCCCCGGUGGUCCGCCUCUCGGAGCUGCCGGAGGACCUGCGGCGGCGCAUCCUCACCCGCCUCCCGCUCAAGGACGCCAUCCGCUCGGGGGCGCUCGCGCAGGGGUGGUGCGACCUCUGGAAGAGCCGCUGGGCGGAGCCCACCUCCUGCCGCGACAUCCACCUCCUCCCCGCCGACAACCCGAGGAAGGUGCUCACGUCGCUGGAGAGCGUCCCGCGCCGGCGCCUCGACCGCUUCUCCUUCAUCUCCGACAAUGAGAUGCUCAGGCCCCCGCAGCUCAAGCGCUUCCUAGCUCGCGUACACCGCCAAGUGCCGCGUUGA